AUGUCAAUACAGGAUGGCAUCAAAGCCGAAAUCUUUCUUUUUAUUCUGCCAGCAGACCACAACAUGAUGGCCCAUAAGAACUUCAGUUCCCAUUUUGUCAAAGGUGUCAAUAGUGUUCAUGCUGAAAUGGUUUCUGAUGUCAAGUCAUGCACAGCCACCAUUUUCAAUCUCAAUGCAAAAUUCUUCAUACAAGUGUAUGCACGGGAUUUGGAGCCUGCAUGUUGUGCCUUGCUCCUUAACCCUCAAGGUGCAUACACAAAGUUUGCACUAGUUCUCUUCCCUCGUCCAGAUCGUGUCUCCCGAGACGACUUUUUCAAAACAUCAAAGCUCGUUUAUAUCUUGAAAGCAUCUCUUUUGGGCCAAUCCUCACUAGCUGCCAAUGCACCUCCAACGCCUAAAACCAAAGCUAAGAUAUGGGAGUUACGUGCCAUAACUCCAGGCCUCAUCACAGCAGCAGCAAUUGUUGCUAUCUUUGUUCUUUCCUGUGACAAAAAGCUAGUCAACGUAGGUGACAAGUCUCGAAUCUCAUACAAAGAGUACCAUAACUACUACCAUCAAACUCUGAUGACCAGCGGCACCUGGGCAGACAGCGUUUACACCUUCUUCAAUAAUUCCCUCUUUGCUACUUCUUCCUCUGUAGCUGCGCUGGGCUCAGACUUUGUAGGUGCGAGCAGCAGUCCACACAAUACCUGGGAAAAGGAUUUUGAGUGCGUGAUGGAAACGGAGGGUGAUUUGCCAGAAGUUGAUGCUCUUCGAGCCAUGUCACCACUCACCGACGAAGAAGAUACCCCACCAUCAGCUGUCUGUGUCGCCAACUUGAAUGCACCUAUUCUCACAUCCGGAUCUAUAUCUGUGGCUAUGCAAGCUCUUGCUGUAGUGGAUUCACAGGACCGCAAGUUAUUACCAUCUACCACUGCACUCAAUGAUUUGGGCUCGCGUCGAGCACCUGGAUUGCUUACCAACAAUGAAGCAGAGUCUGGUCCAGGUGCUCUCAUUCAGAAGCCAAGCCCAAGCCCAAGCCAAGGUGCAAGACCAAGGCUGGAGCCGUCAGGGCCGAGGAUUUAA
Suillus fuscotomentosus is the source of this 1065-nucleotide messenger RNA. RefSeq lists its product as uncharacterized. The transcript is spliced from 4 exons. The record is from RefSeq and is a predicted model, not a curated record. Bases 1 to 1065 code for a protein of 354 amino acids. Lineage: Eukaryota; Fungi; Basidiomycota; Agaricomycetes; Boletales; Suillaceae.